Rattus norvegicus (Norway rat) is the source of this 9084-nucleotide messenger RNA. The record is from RefSeq and is a predicted model, not a curated record. Lineage: Eukaryota; Metazoa; Chordata; Mammalia; Rodentia; Muridae.
GACGGCUGGGGAGAGGAAGGCGAGCAAGCGUCUGCUGUUGGAGCCAAUGCAGCCCUUUGGCUCUCCGCGAGGAGCGUCUCUCCCCGGAUGAGUGUCUGCCUUGUGUCCCCGAGUGUCCCCCCGCAGGAGCGCAGCUCGAACGAUCGCUGCUGCUCUGCUUGGACCAGUAGAAUGUGGUGAGAGGAUGGGGCUUCUCCCUCCCAAGACUCACAAUGGCCAGAGAAGAUUCCGUGAAGUGUUUGCGCUGCUUGCUCUACGCCCUCAACCUGCUCUUCUGGUUAAUGUCCAUCAGUGUCUUGGCAGUUUCUGCUUGGAUGAGGGACUACCUGAAUAACGUUUUGACUUUGACUGCAGAGACAAGGGUAGAAGAGGCGGUCAUCUUAACUUACUUCCCUGUGGUUCACCCCGUCAUGAUUGCUGUCUGCUGUUUCCUUAUCAUCGUGGGAAUGCUGGGAUACUGUGGGACCGUGAAAAGGAAUCUGUUGCUUCUUGCAUGGUACUUUGGAACUUUACUCGUGAUCUUCUGCGUAGAACUGGCUUGUGGUGUGUGGACAUACGAGCAGGAAGUUAUGGUGCCAGUACAGUGGUCAGAUAUGGUUACUUUGAAAGCCAGAAUGACAAAUUACGGCUUACCCAGGUAUAGGUGGCUUACGCAUGCUUGGAACUAUUUUCAGAGAGAGUUUAAGUGCUGCGGAGUGGUCUACUUCACCGAUUGGUUGGAAAUGACAGAAAUGGACUGGCCCCCAGACUCCUGCUGUGUUAGGGAGUUCCCAGGAUGCUCCAAGCAGGCUCACCAGGAAGACCUCAGUGACCUGUACCAAGAGUGUGGCCAGGAAAAGGAGAAACUGCAGAUUAUCGAAAUUCUUGACCUGAAAAAUCCGUCUCCGGUUAGCACAAAACCACAGAGCAAGAAGAGCAAGCGGAGUUUUCUGUUAGAACGAGCAAGGUCAAGGAUUUUGAUAAUCUGCGAUUGAUUUCUCCUUUCCCUUCUUCUAGCAGUUGAACAGCCCAGAUGGACAAAUCACCUUAGAGGGGUCUACAAAUAAACUCUCGUGUGAGCCAGGCACGGACUUCUUCCCCUGAGUGUGCUGGUGGAGUUUUUAGACUCUAGUCUCUGUGUGUACGGUUUCAGUCAGAUUGCGAACCGUGUAGCCAAGCAUCGUGUUUUAUACCCGAUAACAUUGCCUACAUCCUGUGGACAUUCUGAAGAUUCAGUGAGCUAUGAGGACCUGUCGUGCGUUCAAAAAUACUAACAUGACUUCUGCAUUAGUGUUUCCCGUGCCUGGAUAAACUUAACUCGUUAGAGGUGAGAAGGUGUUCUUUUAGGACAUGCUGUCUAGGUCUUCCUUGAAGGAAGCACUUAUGGCGCUGCUGGGGGUUAAGAUUCUUAGUGAAGAAUUUUUUGACCAACCUGUUUAACAUCUAUGAACUCACGAACUUGUAUCUUUCAUUUCUUGGACUCUUAAAAGAAAUAGAACCAAAGAUUAUACGUUUGUACCCGAUAAUUACCACACUCAUUUCAAACCAGAGUCAUGUUCGCCAUCAAAAAUCAAUUAUAAAAAUAUCAAUACUGUUCUGCAUAUAUCUAUCGGCACCUCGAUCUUAUCUCACUUUAUCUUCAUAACCCUUCCAAGGACUGCCUGGAUUUCUGAUGUGGCUUGAGAAUAUUGAGUACUGAAAAGCCAUGGGUGUUCUUCCAAUUUUAGAAACUCAUUUUGGAGAUGAUCAGAGAAUAAUUUCAAGUGUAUAAUUUCCUCAAGUGAAAUGAGACAUCCUGACGUGCCUUCAGACACAUGCCUCACGUUUUCUUAUAAAUGCGGUGUUGUUGUUUGUGGCUAAUAGUUGACAGGAAUUUUAAUAUUGCAGCAAGGAAAGCAGAUGAGCCGGGAAGUCUUAUUCAUACCUUUGAAUAAGGUAUUAUUAAGGUAUUAUCCGAGAUUAUUAGCAUAGGGCUCAUGUGGCUUUAUUUAAAGUGAAAAUGUUAUAUUCAAGCAAAAUCAACAAUGAAUAUUUUAUCUUCAAAUAAGCAAAAGAAUGGAAUUCACUUCUUUCCCGUGAUGGAACAAAAAUAAAACACAUUUUUGAUCUCUACCAUUUCGACUCUUUACUUCCGUCUAGGAAGUUUGUGGUGUUCACAACCACCUAGCUGCAGAUCUUGUUGUGAACAGCGAUGGGCCAUGCAAGCAUAUAUCCUUAUUGUUUUGUCUGGGCCUAGUAUUUCUACUUCCCGCAAUUCACUUUUACACUGGAAAAGUGUAAAGCAUAUUUAUACUUAUGUCAGUGGCUCGAAAUAAGGUCAGGGUUAUUUUCCGAUUUAAUUUCUUCAGGAGGUUUGAUGCAACUGAAAACUGAAUGCCGGAGCUAUUUCCAUGAUGCAUGUAGAGAAAGAAAGGAGAAGACAAUGACCCCAUGUGGAAGAAGGUUGGUUUGAAAAGUCAACCUGUUAGUCUGACUUUAAGCACUCAUGGAAAUGCUUCCCUGGUACUCAGCCUAAUAUUUAUUAUGGUGCAAGAUUGUUCCGAGUCACAAAGAUGUGUUAAAUUGUGCGCACCUUAGAGAAAUUUGUGCUUAUUUAUAUGCUCCUACCUUGUGCCUUUUAUUAAAUGAGGAAUCUAAUGCAGCAUAUACGAUGCAGCGUAUUAAUAAUGACAUAUAAAUAGAAUUGAAAAGUCAAGGUGAAAGGAGAGGUAAAAGUCAGCAGGCUCGCUGGAUAUGAAGGUUGCCAGUUGCUGUGGUCGAGUGUCCUGCUGCCUGUGAGCGUCCUGACAGAUCCCUGAAGAGGAGGAGGCACGCUUUCUCCCUAUAAUCCUCGUGCUGGCAGAGGAAAUGGUCUAAUUUCCCAAAGGGAGGAAAAUUCCAAAGUAUUGCUUUCCAAAUGGGAUUGUACGUGUACAGCUUAUAAUUUAUCAAGGGAAAUGUUUUCGAUUUUACUUUUGCCAAUUUAGAGGUGGAUUUUUUUCUUUUUAUAGUGGUCUUCAAAACCUAUCGGGAAAAUACCUAGUGGGACAUAAUACCUAGAACCAAGGUUAGUACAUUGUACAGUGGCAGGAUUUGGUGAUCUGGUUUGCUGGUAAACAAAUGCCACUUCAUUUUACUUCAUUUGCAUAAUUUACUACCUUCCAGUAGGUUCUUUGUUUUGUUUCGUUUAUUUGACUCAGGGUUUCUCUAUGUAGCCCUGGUUUUCCUGAAAUUCAUGCUGCAGACAGGCUAGCCUUAAACUCAAAACUAUACCAGCCUCUGCCUCUCAAGUUCUGAGAUUAAAGGCAUGCACCACCUCUGCCUGGCUCCAAGAGGUCCUUGAUAGAAGAAAAUAAAAUAUAAUUUCACAUGGGGCAAACUUCAGGACUAUAAAUUCUGUAUCAUUUGAAGGGUGCCAAUUUGCAGAGAAAAAUUAAGCAGUAAGCUUGGCAUAUUGACUGAAAGGCAGAGGACUCCGUUAGCCUCUCUUCUCCGAGUCAACUGCAUGUUCUCAUCGCAAGGUGGAGACCAAAUGUCCUGGUAGAAGGAGUCCACACCUAGUCUGGUGGUACAUUAAUACAAUCCCAUGUUUGAUAUUCUGGAUGAACCAAAGAGCUUGCUUUUCACACCAAUCCAAACUCAUUUACAACAGCCUUGGUUUUCUUAAAAUUCUCCUACAUUUUUUAAUUAAGUUUUUCUUUUUUUUUCUUUUUAUCAUUUUCAGCGUCAUGUUGACAAACUUAGCACAAUUUGGAAAAAGAUCAUUAGUGGCCAGGUGGUGGUGGCACACGCCUUUAAUCCCAGCACCCGAGAGGUAGAGGUAGGCAGAUCUCUCUAAGUUCGAGUUUACAGAGUGAGUUCCAGGAGAGCCAGGGCUACACAGUGAAAGUCUGUCUUGAAACAAGACUCCCCCCAGAAAAGAUCAUUAGGGGCUAGGUAUAUACCUUUGAAAAGCUAAGAAGAACUGGGUAUAUUGGGACUGGAUAAUAGAUGGCAUGGAGGGCUAAAGUGAGGCAGAGGUGACCCUGUUGUGUGGGAAGAAAUAGGCUGAGCACAGAAAGAGAACGAGUGCAUCCUGUUAGAAAGGCACUUCCGGCACAGACGUGCCUGGUGAGAGCUAGCUGUGUGGGGUACUUAGCUCAGUUGUAGCAUUCAGGAAUCCUUGGAUAAGGUUCCUAGCAUCAAAUAAACCAGGAGUGGUGGUACACAGCUGUACUCUCUGCAAUCAGGAAGUAGAGGAGGGGGGUUGGGGAUUUAGCUCAGUGGUAGAGUGCUUGCCUAGCAAGCCUAAGGCCCUGAGUUCGGUCCCCAGCUCCGGAAAAAAAAAAAAAAAGAAGUAGAGGAGGAAGGGUUGAAGUUCAUGGCCAUUCUCAACAACAUAGUGAAUUAGUUUGAGGCCAGUCUGGGUUAUAGGAGACCCUGUUAGAAAGAGAAGGGGUAGUGUUGAUAAGACUUACCAGUGAGAUGGGAAAUCUUAUUAGAAUUUCAACUUCAAGGUUCCUUUGAAAUCUGUAGGUUGCGACCAUUUUGAGAGGUCAAAUGUCCCUUUCACAGGGCUAGCCUAAGACCACCAGAAAACAGACAUUUACAUUACAAUUCUAACCAUACCAAAAUUACAUGUUUGAAGUAGCAGUGAAAAUAAUCUUAUGGAUGAGGGGUUACCCCAACAUGGCCAACUGUAUUAAUAGGUCACAGCAUUAGGAAGGUUGAGAACCAAUGUUUUAAAACAUUUUUAUAUUAUACAUGUGAGCCUUUCUUCUUUCUUUGCAUGGCAUGGAAUUUUUUCUUCCCCCAUCCCUUCCUCUUGGUUCCUCCCUCCCUUCUUCCCUAUCUUUCUACUUCCCCCCUUCCUUCCUACUUUCAUUCCUCCUAUCUUUCCUUGUACCCUUUUUUCUUCCUGCCUUUCCUUCCUUACAGUUGGGAAUUUUAAUAAGAACCCUUCACCCUGUGCUGUGAAAGUUUCUUGUGGUUGCUUGUUAACCCAUUAAAUUCUCUACGCUAAUUUCAUAACGUCUGUGUUAUUUUUGUUAUGAAUGGCUUUUGAAGUUCCUGUUAAGGUACUUUGGGGUAGAAUCAGUUAGUGAACAGAGAUUUCCUGAGGUGAUUGGAUCCAGUAAGUCUCCUAGCCUUUUGUCAAAGAAUCUUAACUCUAUUCAGAAGUGAGAGUGCAGGGCCUUCUCAGGUCUUUACCAAGUUCAUGCAUAACCUUGGGCGUGUGUGUAACUUUCUCAGAUCUCAUAGACAGACAGAGCACAGUCUUCCUUAACUACAAGGUCUCUUAGGCAUUGGUUUGGCUCAAAAGGGUGCAACUACCAAUGCACACCUCAGGUUGCCACUGUGAUCAACAGAUGUUCUGAGGGGUCUUCGGUGGACAUUUCCAGGGGCAAAGCUACUACACUGGGUGAACUCUAAAGUCACAUAAAACAGCCUGGAGUUCUAGACAGCCAGUGGAGCCGACAAAUAACAGCAAUUUCUGCUAGGAAUUAGGAUUUUAGGGGCACCAACUCCAUUCUGCUCUUCUGUGCCCGGCAUCCACCGUGGGCGUUGACAGGGUUUCAGGACUUGUGCAGAGCUAAGAAGAGAGAUUGGACAGUGCAUAUCCAAAUCUAAAUAGCACACAGCCUUCUAUCCUUCUUUUUUUUUUUUAGUUUUAUAUACCUUUAAUUUGCAUUUUCAAAGAUUUGCAUAACCAUAUGGGGAUUUUCGCAUGGGUUUAUCAGUUUGUGUCAUAUUCAUAUAUUUAUAUAUUAAUAUAUAAUUUAUAUUAAUUUCCUAAUUAGCUACAGAUAUUCAAAAUAGGUUUGGAUGCAUACCAAGGCAGACAAAGGACUGGCAAGAAGGGGGCUCCCUCCCUUCUUGAGGACUUUUCUGUCUGAUCUUAGCCUCAGAUAUCCCAUGGACUUGUCAUAUUCACCAAGUAGCGGCUGUCUUCUUUAUCCCCCACUGCCGCUCUUCUUGAGACCCAGCCGCCUUAUGGAAUAAACACUACUUGGAUCGCUUUAAGUCUUUGGCUAAUUCCCAGAGGUCUGAAAACGCUGCUUCUGACCAGUUCUGCUAUACUGCCAUUGCUUACGUGGAAGACGCCUCUCAAAAGUCUUACUGGGCACACUUUGCUACUGUCACUCGAUUUUCUCCAAGUUUUAGAAGAGAUGGAAAGUUGUCCUACUGACUUCUAAGAGCCCCUUCACUCUGGGACAUUUUUAUUAACUAAUGUAUCUCAUUCCUAGUGCAUCUUGCUCGGAUAAGACAAUUUACUGUACGUUUUAAAAGCUAAAUACGAUGUUGAAAAAUAUCAACAUUGACUGCUUCUAAUGCCAAAAUAUGAAGCCAAACAGAUUGUGCCUGACCAGCUAUGAGUAUGGUUUACUUACAUAUUUGAAAAAGAAACAUUACCUCUCCCAUGAGCUGUCUGCUUAAAAUGAAUUAUUGUCAGGGAAGGACUUAGUACUAAGAUGAAAAUAUAUAAAUUUAAGUUACAGGGACUAUUGAGAGGGUAAAAUGAAAUAAUUGAUGUAUUUGCCUUUCAAAGGAUUGAGCCACCAGCCUGGCUAUUUCCCGCACGCUUUGCUUUUUAAACGCAUUAUUAACUGUAGUCACUGUGUUACACAAUAGAGCUUUUGAACUUACUUUUCUCAUUUAAUUGAAAAUGUGGAUCCCUGAGUGGUUCACCCCUCAUUCUAAAAUUUAUCAUUAACCAAAUAUUAGAAUGCCCAUACUAAUUUUCCAUAUGUGUUAAUGACUCCUAUUUGUACCUCAAUACUGCAGAGGCAGCCAUCGUCAACCUGACACCACCCAGGGCUGUAUUGUGUUCAUAUCCCGAGAAACCGAUACGUAUGUUUCAGCAAUAAGGUUUAAAAAGGUGUCUAUCUACAUUAGCAUUCUACAUGUCUAAAACUAAAGGCUUUACAUGUAAUUAUUAAAAAGUAACUAUUUCUAAAUUAUACAAACUAUUGGUCUACUCUGUCAGAAGGCUAGUGGUUUAACCACUCAAUAGCAAGCAGGCAUUUUGGAUACUCAUUUCACUUUCCUAAAAAAAAACACAAAUGGCCACUUUGACUCUCAUAGGCAAGGUUAAAAUAUCAGUUAUAUGUUGGUGACAUAACGCUCUACUCUGGGGAUUUUUCAUAAUCUUACAAAGUAUUGCAACUCCACUUCUAUCUGCUGGCCCUCAAUUUUUCCAUCUCCAUGUAGAUUCCAGCUUUCUAGACUACGGGCUGACAUCCAGAUUAGAUUUUGCACACCUUUGCUCUAGUAGUGUUCUAGACACAAUCCUGAGCAUUCACGAGGCCUCCCGAUGUCCCGAACGAGUGACACUGGCCAUCUGUUUCAGGAUCAGAGCGUUGGGUCCGGUUCAUGACCUUAGCACCUGUACUACACGGUACCGCGUUACACGUGAGCAUUUUAAAGAUGAACGGGACUCUGAUAAAUACAUGCGUGGAAUGGUUUCAGAGCUCGUGGAACUUUGUAAAACUGUCUUGGUGAUUUGUGCUUUGGUUUUCUGCAGAUUAUUUGUACAUGUCAGUGUGUGUAUUUUUUUAGGACGUGGAGGAGCCUCUUUUCUUUUCUUUUAUUGGAUAUCUUUAUUUACAUUUCGAAUGUUAUCCACUUUCCCAGUUUCCCCUUCAUAAACUCCCUAUCCCAUUCCCCCUUCCCCUGCCUCUAUGAGGGUGCUCCCCCACCACCCAAUCACUCCCUAACGCCUUCCCGCCCUGACAUUGCCCUACACUGGGGCAUCAAAUCUUCACAGGUCCAAGGGUUUCUCCUCCUAUUGAUGCCUGACAAGGCCAUCCUCUGUUACAUAUGCAGCUGGAGCCAUGGGUCUCUCCAUGUGUACUCUUUGGUUGGUGGUUUAGUCUGGGGUGGGGGUCUGGUUAGUUAAGCACUUUACAUAUACUUUUGGUGACUGACAACCCUUUGCUCUUUUUUUUCCUUUUAAAUUUUUAUUACCAGGAAAGAUUUCUUAUAGUUUUGAAGUGACAUAUUACUGAAGUAAAACUGCCAACCAGUAUUUUUUUUUUUUUUUUUUUUGGAAAUGGAAGAACUUCCUUCCUUCUAAUAAGAUAUAUGAAAUGAUCACUGAUUCCAUGUCUAGUCCUCAUUGACGUAUGAAUUCUUUGUGGGCUCUGGCAAAGAAGACAAGAGGCAGUAAUUUAAAUAUUCAUGAAUUUCUUUUUAUUCCAGUGGCUAUCCUUAGAGGAUAAACACUAAGUCACUUUUACUGGACUCCAAAAGUACUUCCAAGUACAUUAUAAAAUAAUCUCUCAGUCACCUUAAUUUAAAUUAAGUUACUGUAUCAGAGAAGAUUAUUUCUAAAGUGUGUGCUCACUGUGGACACAGGUUCCUCAAGGCAGUACAGCGACACAGUGGUUUCGCCAGAAGUUGACAGUGCAGUUCUUAGUCACAGUACCUUUUUUUCUCUGUUUCUUUACUCCAUUUUUCUUUGUCAUGAUUUUUCCUACUUCUACUUUAUUCAUGCCUGAGUACUGUGUUUAUGUCACUUCCACCACACACUCCCACACCUUCAGCUCUUUCCGUUCCCCUCUCUCAACUUCCUCCAAACAUCAUGGCUCCUUCUUUAGUUAUUAUUGCUAUAUAACAAUAUGCACGUGUAGAUACAACACAAUAGUUCCAUAGAGUAUUACCCAUAUGCACAUUUGUUUAGGGCUCACCACUUGGGGUUGGAGAACCCGUUAGAGCCUGUCCCUGGAGCAGACUGAUUUUCUCUCUCCUGAAAGCAGUUAAUUUGCUGUAGCUCUUCAUUUAAGAGUAGGGCUUUGUGAGAUUCUCCCAUGCAGGUUGGGACGUCAACGGGUGCUGUCAUUAUGGCAGUGUUUUUAGGCACUAUACUGUGGCAGCGUCAUAGGUGCAGCUCUCUGUAAUAUAUAGAUAACAUUAUCUUGUAACAGACGUACUGUUCCUCUGAAUCUUAAAAUCUUCCUGCUCUGCUUCUGGGACGCUUUGCGAGCCUUAGGAGCAGGGCUUGUGGGCUUGUGUUAUAACUGCAUCAGUAGGGGAUGCGUACUCUACAGUCCAUUUUUACCUGCAUUUUGACCAGUUGUGGAUUUCUGGGUUUUUUGUUUGUUUGUUUGUUUGUUUUUUGUUUUUUUCUUUUUCCUGCUGCAAAAA